AUGGAACAAAGAGGACGCAAAGCACGGACGCCGCGACAAUUUUGGUUUGCCUUGAUGGUUGUUUUCGAUAUUUUAUGGAGAGGAGCGACAGCACAGAUCAGAUAUUCAAUAUCUGAGGAGGUUCAAGAUGGAACCGUGGUCGGGAAUAUAGCGAAGGAUUUGGGGCUAGAUAAGAGUGCACUCAAAGACAGAGGAUAUCGCAUUGUAACAGGCUCAACUGAGCCCCUGUUUCAAGUGAAUCAAAACGAUGGCAUAUUGUAUGUUAAAAAAAUAAUAGAUAGGGAGGAGGUGUGCGACCGGACCAGCCCGUGUUUGAUCAACCUCAAAACUGUGCUAGAAAACCCGCUGGAGAUCCACUAUGUGGCGGUGGAAAUACUAGAUAUAAAUGACCACUCGCCUGUUUUUACGGAGAAAGAGAAAAGGCUUGAGAUCUCUGAGUCGGCUUUACCAGGGGCGAGAUUUCAACUACAGGCUGCGCGUGACCCCGACGUUGGCCAGUUAUCCAUUCAGCAAUAUCGACUCAGCCAUAACGAGUAUUUUAGAUUAGAAGUGAAGGAUAGAGGCGAAGACCUUAAAGUUCCAUUUUUAGUCCUGCAGAAACAGCUAGAUAGAGAAAAAGCCGGGAAACACAAACUGCGUCUUACAGCAGUGGAUGGAGGAAAACCUGCGAAAUCUGGCGCUAUAGAAAUUACUGUGGAUGUGCUUGAUGUUAAUGAUAACUCCCCUGUGUUUACAAAAGAGUUGUAUUCUGCAACACUAAAAGAAAAUGUUUCCGUUGACACUGUAGUCAUUCAGGUAAAUGCAACAGAUCUGGACCAGAGUGCAAAUAGCGAGAUAAUAUAUUCAUUUGGUAACGAAGUUGAUGCAAAAUUAAAGGACAUCUUUAAAAUAGACGCAAACACUGGUGAAAUUAAAGUCAUCGGUAAAAUAGACUUCGAGAAAAGUAAAAGUUAUGAAAUUGACAUUCAGGCGUCUGAUAAAGGACAAGUUCCUCUAACAACUGACAAAAGUGUUAUGAUAACAGUUAUUGAUGUAAAUGACAAUGCACCUGAGAUAGAAGUAACAUCAUUUUCUAGCUCUAUCAAGGAGGAUUCAAAGAUAGGAACUACUGUAGCCCUGAUUAGUGUUAGGGAUUUAGACUCUGGAAUCAAUGGAAAAGUAAUUUGCACCAUCAAAGAGGAUGUUCCUUUUACUUUAUCUCCAUCGUUACAGGAAAACAUGUACGCUGUUGUAACCAGGUCGCAACUGGAUAGGGAAAUGGUUGCCCACUUUGAAUUUACAAUUAUCGCUAAAGACACAGGUGAUCCGUCCUUUUCAACUGAAAAGACCAUGAGUGUCGUAGUAUCAGAUGUAAAUGACAACAAUCCAGAGUUUUUAACAAGCCCCUAUGUAUUUUAUAUCACCGAGAAUAACAGUCCCGGAGCCUCAGUAUGUUCAGUAAAAGCUUCUGAUCGUGAUGAAAGCGAUAACGCUGUCAUUUCAUAUAAUAUUCUCAGAGAUGGCAGUGAAGGAAAUAAAUUGACCUCAUUUCUAAAUAUCAACUCUGAAACUGGAGAUAUUUUGGCGCUAAAAAGCUUUGACUUUGAGACUCUGAAAAAGUUCCAGUUCCAAGUUGUCGCCACAGAUUCUGGAACUCCGUCACUAAGCAGCAACGUCACAGUGCACGUGUUCAUUCUGGAUCAGAACGACAACGCUCCAGUCAUCCUGUAUCCGGUCAGCUCUAAUGGUUCUGCUGAAGGUGUGGAGGAGACUCCGCGCAAUGUGAACGCAGGACACUUGGUGACUAAAGUCAGAGCCUAUGACGCUGAUAUAGGAUAUAACGGCUGGUUACUGUUCUCACUGCAGGAAGUUACUGCCCACAGUCUCUUUGGUUUGGACCGCUAUACAGGACAGAUCAGAACACUUCGCUCAUUCACAGAGACAGACGAGGCUGAGCAUAAACUGCUCAUACUGGUGAAAGACAAUGGCAACGUUUCCUUGUCAGCAACAGCUACUGUGGUUGUCAAACUUGUGGAGCCCAGAGAGGCUUUUGCUGCUGCUGAUGUUAAAAGUGCAACAAAGGAUGAUGAGGAUAAUAAUGUGACUUUUUACCUGAUGAUAACUUUGGGCUCAGUCUCAACACUUUUUCUCAUCAGUAUCAUCGUGCUGAUUGCAAUGCAGUGCUCUAAAUCCACAGACUAUACUUCUAAAUAUCUACAAGAGACUAACUAUGAUGGGACACUGUGUCACAGCAUCCAGUACAGAUCUGGAGACAAGCGCUACAUGUUAGUUGGACCCAGAAUGAGUAUAGGAUCUACUAUAGUCCCGGGCAGCCAUGCCAACACACUGGUGCUCCCUGACAGGAGGGGAACAUCUACAGAGGUAAGAUCCAAACUUUUACUCUCGCUCCUUUACGACGUUGAGCCCGAUUGUUUCCAAGUUGUCGCCACAGAUUCUGGAACUCCGUCACUAAGCAGCAACGUCACAGUGCACGUGUUCAUUCUUGAUCAGAACGACAACGCUCCAGUCAUCCUGUAUCCGGUCAGCUCUAACGGUUCUGCUGAAGGUGUGGAGGAGAUUCCCCGCAAUGUGAACGCAGGACACUUGGUGACUAAAGUCAGAGCCUAUGACGCUGAUAUAGGAUAUAACGGCUGGUUACUGUUCUCACUGCAGGAAGUUACUGCCCACAGUCUCUUUGGUUUGGACCGCUAUACAGGACAGAUCAGAACACUUCGCUCAUUCACAGAGACAGACGAGGCUGAGCAUAAACUGCUCAUACUGGUGAAAGACAAUGGCAACGUUUCCCUGUCAGCAACAGCUACUGUGGUUGUUAAACUUGUGGAGCCCAGAGAGGCUUUUGCUGCUGCUGAUGUUAAAAGUGCAACAACGGAUGAUGAGGAUAAUAAUGUGACUUUUUACCUGAUGAUAACUUUGGGCUCAGUCUCAACACUUUUUCUCAUCAGUAUCAUCGUGCUGAUUGCAAUGCAGUGCUCUAAAUCCACAGACUAUACUUCUAAAUAUCUACAAGAGACUAACUAUGAUGGGACACUGUGUCACAGCAUCCAGUACAGAUCUGGAGACAAGCGGUACAUGUUAGUUGGACCCAGAAUGAGUAUAGGAUCUACUAUAGUCCCGGGCAGCCAUGCCAACACACUAGUGCUUCCUGACAGAAGGGGAACAUCUACAGAGGUAAGAAAAUUAUUUGCGAAAACCGUGGCAUGUUUCUACUAG
Messenger RNA from Trematomus bernacchii (emerald rockcod), 3210 nucleotides. RefSeq names its product protocadherin beta-13-like. Gene Ontology annotation, biological process: homophilic cell-cell adhesion. The transcript is spliced from 2 exons. Gene Ontology annotation, molecular function: calcium ion binding. NCBI's taxonomy places the organism in Eukaryota, Metazoa, Chordata, Actinopteri, Perciformes, Nototheniidae. The record is from RefSeq and is a predicted model, not a curated record. The coding region runs from base 1 to 3210 and encodes 1069 amino acids. Gene Ontology annotation, cellular component: plasma membrane.